Messenger RNA from Syngnathus acus (greater pipefish), 7434 nucleotides. RefSeq names its product ATRX chromatin remodeler (gene atrx). Lineage: Eukaryota; Metazoa; Chordata; Actinopteri; Syngnathiformes; Syngnathidae. The record is from RefSeq and is a predicted model, not a curated record. Gene Ontology annotation, molecular function: ATP-dependent chromatin remodeler activity; ATP binding; ATP hydrolysis activity. Bases 218 to 6220 code for a protein of 2000 amino acids. Gene Ontology annotation, cellular component: nucleus. The transcript has 34 exons.
UUGGGCUCCAUGCGCCAUUUUAGCGCGUCCACGGCCAUCCGGUAAGAUGGUCUCCGCGCUUUGUCUCCACUGACUGGAGUUGUUCCGCUUAUUUUGUGGACUUGUGUCGCUUUCCUAUCGCCAAACAUCGCCACCUGAGGUCCAUCGGAACUGCCUGCACCGAGAACAAAGCCCGUCUUCGUGUAUCAAGAAAUGACGACCGCAGUCAGCAGGUAAAAUGAGUCAGCCUAUUCCUGAAUCCAGUCAAGACCAAAUGGCUGAAAACACAGAGGAGCCUUGUAGCUCCGCGGAAACAACUCACUCCUCUUCCCGUAACAAGAGGAAGCCCAAUACUGUAGAUAAGGUUGCUGUUCAGAAUGACUCUGGCAAAUCUGACGACAGCGAAAAUGAAGCAGCCACUUCUGACAGUAAUACAGGCAGCACAUCCAAAGGCACCUUAGUGUUGCGCCCUUCAGGGAGUGAAAAUAAAGGCACUUUGAAGUUCAGAGUGGAUUACAAACAGAAAGCUCCAGAUGACACACUUCAACGGAAGAUAAACUGCACAGCCUGUGGAAAGCAAGUUAACCAGUUUCAACGAAACUCUGUGUACCAGCACCCUGCUCUUAAAGUGCUUAUUUGCAAGUCAUGUUACAAUUAUUACAAGAGUGAUGACAUCAGUAGAGACUCCGAUGGAAUGGACGAGCAGUGCAGGUGGUGUGCCGAAGGCGGAAAACUCAUUUGCUGUGAUUACUGCAACAACGCUUUCUGCAAGAAGUGCAUCCUUCGCAACCUGAGCAGAAGAGAGUUAUCAGCCAUCACUGAUGAGAACUCCAAAUGGCACUGCUAUGUGUGCAAGCCUGAACCCCUCCAGGAUCUGAUCUCCAAGUGUAACGGCAUCUUGGCAAAAAUCGACAAUGACAAAACCAAGCAGCGCAAAUCCAGUAAAGGCGAGGGACGCAAGAGCAAGACGUGUAAUAGCAGUGAAGUCAAAGGGCAAAAAGUGGUUGUAAACGGGAAGGAACACGCCGACGGCUCAGGGACCAUAUCGUUCUCUAACAAAAAACUGCAGAUACCCAAAGAACUCUUAAAGAAAACAAAAAAGCUGGUUGAAACCACGACCGGUUUAAACAAUACAUUCAUCCAGUUUGGGCGGCAGGUUGCUGCCGAGCAAGACGACAAGUCUGUCCGGUACAGGCAUUUGAAAGCAUUCAAGGCGGUUCUUUCUGAUUUGAAAAAAGCCCACGCUGCUUUGGAGGAGGCCUUGGAGCCGGUGUUCAGAAGUAUGGAACUGCAGAAUGGCGACAAAGGACAACAUCAAGUCCGAAAAAGCAAGGAGGCGGUGCACCCCGUCGACAAGGACGACGAUAAGGCGGACUCAACUGGGGAAUCUGACACGGUGCAGAAGCUGCACGAAGAGCACAAUAAGGAGCCAGCAGCUGCGUGCAAAACACCUCAGGAGGAGCAUCCCAACCAGGACGAUGCCAACCAGGAUGUUGAGGCAAAGGAGGAGCCAGUCGAGACUCCGUGCAACACACUGGAAAGCUCGCCGGAUGAGGAACCGGAAAAGGAACUGCAAAAGGAACCAGUUAGUAAAGGCAGCAGAGCAGAAGAUUUCACCGGAAAUGUGGUUAAAAGAGAAGGUGGUGGAGAGCUGCUCUCUCCUGGCGAAAUAUCACUUGAUCAUGACAUCAUGUCUGUUCCUCCUUCAGUUCCGGACGAGCUUUUUCAGAUGGUGGAAAGUCUUGCUGAUCCCCACAUGCUGGCUCAGACCGAUUCGACUUCGGCCGCAGACGCGGGUCCAAAAGAAAAUGGACGCCCCCAACAGAAAGUGAAGAACCUCAUCGUUAAACUGACUCCGGUGCCGACUGUGAAGACAAGUAGGUCAAAGUCCUCCAGGUCCAAAAGCCAAGAACAAGAUGAGAAAAAUGGUGGUUCUGAUACAAGAGAUAAACCAGCCAGCCCACCACCCAAUCGGCACUCCAGUAGAGUGAAGACCACUCCCUUGAGGAAGCAAGCUGUUAAGAACUCCUCCGAAUCAGAGGAGGAGUCCGAGAAGGAAAAGAGUGACGAGUCCACAUCCUCCAAGAAAUCGAGUCAGGCUAAGAAAGAAGAUAAGAAGCGGAGUAAUACUUCCUUGUCAGAAAAAAAUGCAGGGGACUCUGACUCCGAUGAUGUACCUGACAUAUUGCUGGAAAAGGUGGCAGAAUGCAAUAGCAGUGAUGAGGAGAAAGAAAUGCCCAGUUCUAGAAAACGUCUGUUCAAAGAGAAACCCUCAGCAGAUACAGACCAAACAUCCAAACGCAAGAGGAAGGCAGAAGGCUCAGAGUCAGACAUGGAAAGUAAAGGCAAGAAGGCAUCAAAGAAGAAAAAACAUGUCUCCGACUCUACCGACUCGGAGCAUGACAAAGUGAGAACGGCAAAGAGGCGAUCGAGCCGCGUGACGAAACAAAAUAAAUCAAAGGAGCAAGACAAACCCGAGAAGAAGGCCACACCUGUGAAAAAAUCGUACGAGAAGAAGCGCAAAGGAAGGAGCUCCACAGCCGUUUCCAAGGUGGGGUCGUCCUCCAGCGAGGAUGAGGAAGAGCAGCAGGCUGACGACGACUUUGGAGACGACAGCGACCAGCCGACGUUCAACUCUGCGAUGGAAGACGACGGUGAUGAAAUGCCUGUCAAACAAGAAGCCCCUCAAAUUGGUGACGAUGACGACGACGAUGAUGAUCCAGAGAACAGAAUCGCAAAGAAAAUGCUUCUCGCCCAGAUUAAGUCCAAUUUUUCCUCUGGGGCUGAGAGCUCCUCGGAAAAUGAAGAUGAAGACGUGAACAAGAAGCCCUCCAAAAAAGUUAAAAAAGAGGAAGAUGACGACGAGGAACAGCAAGAUUCAGAAGACUCCAGUUCUGAUGUAGAGGUGAAGAAGAGUGGUCGACGGCACAAGUUGCUUCGUCACAAGCUCUCGCUGAGUGAGGCAGAGUCAGAUGACGACAAAGAUGACAAAGCAGAAAAGAGCAAGAAGUCGGUCAAGAAGAAGAGAGAAAAUAAAAAAGUGGACAGCGACGAUUCGGCAGAUUCUGACUUCAAGAACUCAGCAUCCAGUGGGGAGUCGGUGAUGAGCGAAGCACUCAGUGAAUCGGACAAUGGCGAGAAGCGUCGAAAGACAAGAGCUUCGAAGAAAAAGGAUGAUGAGAAGCAGAAAGCUCAGAAGAAGAAGCGACGUAGAAUCAAAGUACAGGAUUCCUCCAGCAAUGAGAAGAGUGGAGACGAAGACGACGACGACCCAGAUGGAGAAGAUCGCAAAGGGCGCAAAAAAAUCCGCAAAAUCCUCAAGGAUGACAAGCUGCGAACGGAGACGCGGGAUGCUCUGAAAGAAGAAGAAGAUAGGCGGAAACGUAUAGCGGAAAGAGAAGAGCUGAGGAAGAAACUCCGAGAGACGAUUGUGCUGGUAGAGUCUUCCGAGGUGACAUGUCCCAUAACCACCAAGCUGGUUCUGGAUGAGAAUGAAGAGACCAAGGAGCCAAUCGUGCAGGUGCACGGAAACCUCGUCACCAAGUUGAAACCUCACCAAGUUGACGGGGUGCAGUUUAUGUGGGAUUGUUGCUGUGAGUCUGUGAAGAAGAUUGAGAAGUCACCUGGCUCUGGUUGCAUCCUUGCCCAUUGUAUGGGCCUGGGAAAAACACUUCAGGUGGUGGCAUUUCUUCAUACUUUGCUUCUUUGUGAGAAGCUCAACUUCUCAACUGCACUGGUGGUUUGUCCCCUCAACACUGUCCUUAAUUGGGUCAACGAGUUUGAGAAAUGGCAACAUGGGAUGAAAGAUGAUGAGUGUUUAGAGGUGACGGAGCUGGCCACAGUCAAGAGGCCGCAGGAGCGAUCGUUCGCUCUCAAGCAAUGGCAUGAUUUAGGGGGUAUUAUGAUCAUUGGCUAUGAGAUGUACCGAAACCUGACACGGGGAAAGAAUACCAAGAGUAAGAAACUGAAAGAGAUAUUCCUGAAGACUCUGGUAGACCCAGGUCCCGACCUGGUGAUAUGUGACGAAGGUCACAUCUUGAAGAAUGAGGCGUCAGCUGUGUCCAAAGCCAUGAACUCCAUUAGGACAAGGAGGAGGGUUGUGCUGACUGGGACGCCUCUUCAAAACAACCUCAUUGAAUACCACUGCAUGGUGAACUUCAUUAAGGAGAACUUGCUCGGAUCCGUUAAAGAGUUCCGCAAUCGUUUCAUCAACCCCAUCCAGAACGGGCAGUGUGCCGACUCCACGAUGCAAGAUGUCCGUAUCAUGAAGAAGAGGGCUCACAUCUUGUAUGAGAUGUUGGCUGGUUGUGUGCAGAGGAAAGAUUACACGGCCCUCACAAAGUUCCUGCCUCCCAAGCACGAGUAUGUGUUGUCUAUCAGAGUUACUCCACUCCAGUGUAAACUCUACAGAUACUACCUGGAGCACUUUACUGGUGUGGGAAAUGCUUUGGAGGGAGGCCGAGGCCGCGCAGGAACCAAACUCUUUCAGGAUUUCCAGAUGCUCAGCAGAAUCUGGACCCAUCCCUGGUGCCUUCAGCUGGAUUACAUCAGUAAAGAAAAUAGGGGUUUCUUUGACGAAGACAGUAUGGAGGAAUUCAUUGCCUCAGAGUCUGAAGAGUCGUCCCUUAGUCUGAGCUCAGAGGAUGAAAAGCAGAAAAAGAAAAAGAAGAAAGGCAAGGGAAGAAAGAAGGGAUCUGAUGACUCCGAUAGCGAUGAUGUGGAAGUCAUCAAGGAGUGGAACACCAGUUCUCGGGGCAGGAAUGGAGAGGGGCGAAACAGGGCCGAGCCUGUGGAAGAGCAACCGGAACCCUCUGGCUCGGCACCAGGGAGUCCCACCGCCGACUGGCACAAGGAGUUUGUCACCGAGGCCGAUGCUGAAAUCUUGGAACACUCUGGAAAAAUCACCAUCCUCUUUGAGAUCCUGCGCAUGGCAGAGGAAGUGGAAGAUAAAGUGUUGGUGUUUAGUCAGUCCCUUAUCUCGUUGGACCUGAUUGAGGAUUUCCUGGAGUUGUCUUGCAGAGCUGCAGAUGAAGACAAGAUCUCACCGUACAAAGGUGAGGGCAAGUGGUACAGGAACAUUGACUACUAUCGUCUGGAUGGCUCCACCAACGCCACCACCAGGAAGAAGUGGGCUGAGGAGUUUAAUGACCCUGAAAACACAAGGGGUCGUUUGUUCCUCAUUUCCACACGAGCUGGCUCGCUUGGCAUCAACUUGGUGGCGUCCAACAGAGUCAUCAUCUUUGAUGCCUCCUGGAAUCCUUCAUUUGAUAUCCAGAGUAUCUUCAGGGUGUAUCGUUUUGGUCAACUCAAGACGGUAUUUGUCUACAGAUUCCUGGCACAGGGCACAAUGGAAGAAAAAAUUUAUGACCGGCAGGUUACCAAACAGUCUUUGUCAUACCGUGUGGUGGACCAGCAGCAGAUUGAAAGGCACUUUACUAUGAACGAGCUGGCAGAGCUCUAUACAUUUGAGCCUGAUAUGCUGGACGAUCCCUCAGAGAAGAAGAGUAAGAAAGCCACGCCCAUGCUCCCAAAGGACCUCUUCCUGGCCGAGUUGCUGCAAACCCACAAGGACCAGAUUGUGUGCUAUCAUGAGCACGACUCGCUGUUGGACCACAAAGAAGAGGAGGCCCUGAGCGAGGAGGAUCGCAAAGCAGCCUGGGCUGAAUACGAAGCAGAGAAGAAGGGUUUGACCAUGAGGAACAAUUACCAGGUACAGCCUCAAAUGGGCUCCUCCACCAUGUUCUCCCACUACAACAUGGCGGCUUUGGCCACCAUGACCAACCAGCAGCUGGAGGACCUUAUCAACCAAGGGCGACUGAAGGUCAUCGAGGCAACAAAUGCGCUGAAGAGUUUACAACGAGACUCACUGGAAGAUACUAUCGCACGAAUUUGGAAAGAGAACGCCAGUCUUACUGAGAGCCAGGUCCAAUCUUUGGCUAUGGCCCAAAUGGCCUCUGUGGAAAUGGAGGCCAAACGCAGGGAAGCUAUUUACAGAGAAACUCUCACCAUGCAGCAGUCGCUGAUGAUGUACGUCCAGAAGGUGAUAAACAACAGGAAGGUCCAAGAGCAGCAACUGGCCAUGGCCAACCAGACCACCCUCUUGAACAUGGCCCUGCAGAAUGGCAUGCUGGGAGGAAACAGGCUCAGCCACAUGGACCUGCUGGGUCUUUACCAGCAGUUGCACGGCAUGAACCCCCACGCCGCCAUGGGCAAGAAUCCCGGGCCCUCCAAGGGCCUGUAGGUCACACCGUCUCUCUGCUACUGAGUGGGCCCAGCCCAAGCCGGGCCUCUCUCUCUCUCUCCUUAUGAGUCAGAUGAGAGCCCCAGAAAAAAGUGGAGGCCGGACCGCUAUCCACUGAAGUCGCAAUUCUGUCGUCCACCGGGAGUCAGCGGAACCCAAUGUAAAAAUGACUGUUUGAAAGGGGUCUAUUUGGGGAAACUCGUCAGAAAUACAAAGUGUACAUACCGCCUUAAUGUUAUUCAAGUUCUAUAUAUUCAUUUUUUUCAUGUAUUUAAAGUUAAGUCUCUUCUAGUUGUUGUUUUUUUUGUUGCACCGUUUGAAAGCGUUGCGUUGUUUCCCCCCUUAAAAAAGGGGUUCAUCCAAGUUUAAACACCGUUUUUUAUAAUGGUACUACUCUAAAACCCCAUCGGGACCAGUGUGGUUGGUGACAACCAGUAGAUUCCUAUACUAAUCAAAGAAAAUGGCGUGCCCAUUUAAAAAAACAAAAAAAAAAGAAAAGAAAAUGGUGAUGACCUCACUUGAGUUUUUAAAAAACCCUACCCACCACGGUUUAUUUGUUUCUCGCAACACACGGCUGGUGUUGGAAUGCUUGUGUUGUUCAAAACUGCCUACUGGUCCCUGUGACCAUUUCUUUUCACAUUGUCAUUCUCACUGUUUAGUGUGAUGUCUAGCAUAGCGCUGUGCGUCCUCGUCAUUGUUUUUAUGUUCCACUCGUGCUGCUCCAUGCCUGAGUGGCUUGGUUGACUGACUGACUGACUGACUGGCUGGCUCUCACAAAGCACAACCGGUGCAGCUCAUGCUCCAGUCUAGCAUGGAGGCUUGAAAGUGUGCGAGCGUGCGUGCGUGCGUGCGUGCGUGCGUGCGUGCGUGCGUGCGUGCAUGUGUGCAGGCUGGCUUUGUGACACCUCAGUCUCACCUGCCGGCUCUUUUUCGGACAACUUGCUGCUUGUUCUCGGACACGAUCUGCUCCAAACUGGCGUCGGCGUGCUGUUAACGAGGGCUUGUGUGGGGCGAGAGAAGCCUGUUGUCUCUCCAUGGCUCCUGUGUUUGCACAAGGUGUAUUUCAUAUACAUGUAGACUGUUUUUGCCCUUUUAAGAAUGUUCUUAUGUUAGCAAAUACACCACAAUUUGCCAUGUUGAUCUAAUCUGCUAUUAUCUUGCUAAGUAUUUAAUAUAACAUUUAAUAAAGUGACCAAAAGGACGGGCUAAUCUCA